UUCUUUCAGAUCUGCUGACAGAAGGUUCCACACAGAUGUUUAGAUUGCUGCAGUAGAGUCUAGCAUUUCUCACCAUUUCAGGCUAGUAUUGUCCCAGGAUGAAAAUGGAAACCCGAGAAGACUUUACAAGUUGUUUACCAGGGCAGGUGCCACGGGAUUUAAGAGGGAGCUGCCAUGUUGGGAUGACGGAGGCAUUCUUGCCAAGGAGACCAACGGAGGUGAAACAAGAGCACGACAAAGACUCGCUUCAGCAGUGGGAAACCAAAUGGCAGGAGUUAUUGAAGAGCCUGGAAGGCCCUCACCCAAACUCGGGGACCUCAGAGUCAAGGGAGGAGCCAUGGGAUGAUGCCAAAGCUUUCCUGGCCUCCUUUGAGCAAGUGGCCCAAGCCUGCCGGUGGCCCAAGGAAGAGUGGGUGCCCAGGCUCCUCCCAGCAUUGAGCGGAGAGGCCAAGCGGGCCUUCACCGGCCUGGAGGUUGAAAGCAGGGAGGAUUAUGGGAAAGUGAAGGCUGCCAUCUUGCAUGGGGACGCCAUGCGGCAGGAGGCGCAGCGGCAGUGUUUCAGACAUUUUUGCUACCAAGAGGCUGAGGGGCCGAGAGGGACUUAUGGCCAGCUUCAGAAACUAUGUUGCCGGUGGCUGAAAGUGGAAAGGCAUUCGAAGGAGCAGAUCCUGGAGCUACUGGUCUUGGAGCAGUUCUUGGCUGUCCUGCCUCCAGAGAUAGAGGCCUGGGUCAAGGAAUGUGGUCCAGAGACUUGCUCCCAGGCCGUGGCCUUGGCGGAGGACUUUCUCCAGAAGCAGCAAGAGGCCAAGAGGCAGGCAAACCAGAUGCCAUUACAGGGAGAGGAGAUGGUGGGUUCACCUGAAGCUGGCCAAGCCCUGCCUGAGAUUGAGCAGAAGAAGCUUAGUAUGGAGAUCAAACAGGAAGAUGAUGGCGGGGAUGCUGGACCGUUGGGUGAUGAAUGGAAAAGUGAGAAUGUGAGGCAAUUGGAUGAGGAUUCCUCAGAAAGGACAGAGUGUGAAGCAUUGAAGGAGAAUGUUUGGAGCCAAGGUGGGCCAUCGAGUCAAGAUGGAAGCCACCAGGAAGAGCUGGAAGUCAAAUCCUUCCCAUUUCAGGUGGAAGUCUUGCACAAAAUCUCAGUCCAGCAGGAAAGUGAAACAGAAAAAAAAGAGAUGACUUCCCCCAAUGUUCAUUGUAGAAGUUACCCUGAGGGCGAAUCAGAUUUAAUGUUUGAAAAGGACUUCAAUCAGAGUGGAAACCUUACUGAAUAUGAAAUGCUUUAUGAAGGGACGAGUUCAGAGUUAUUGAAUCAAAAUAUUUCUGCAAAUGAGAGACAGUGUAUGAAUUUGGAUCUUAAGAAGAUGAAGCAUCCAAGGAUCCGAAAAAGGGAUAACCUGUAUAAAUGUUUGGAGUGUGGGAGAUGCUUUGGUCGGAAGGACCAUCUCAAGUCACAUGAAAUCAUCCACACGGGAGAGAAGCCGCAUGAGUGCUUGGCAUGCGGGAAAUGCUUUGUUCGGAGUGCCCACUUGCUUAGGCAUCAGGAGAUUCACAAGGAGAAGAAACCAUACCGCUGCCUGGAUUGCACCAAAAGUUUUGACGACAAGCCAACGCUCAUUGAGCACCAAAGAGUGCACACGAGGAAGACGGCCUAUAAAUGUACAGAGUGCGGAAAGAGUUUCCGCAACCAAUCCAUCCUUGUCAGGCAUAAGAGAGUCCACACCGGAGAGAAACCGUACACCUGUUCAGAGUGCGGGAAGGGCUUCAGCCAAAGUUACAGCCUGACUUUACAUCAGAGAAUCCAUGCCAAGAGAAGCUGCCCCUCGAAACUCAGCAUUGGCUGAACGCCCGCAUGGCUGUGUUAGUCUUUUCACCCAAACUAACAAAAAGUCUAGUAACAUCUUAAAAAUAAAUACCCUAUAUCAGG
Molecule: messenger RNA, 1921 nt
Organism: Anolis sagrei ordinatus
Lineage: Eukaryota; Metazoa; Chordata; Lepidosauria; Squamata; Anolidae
Source: RefSeq, a predicted model, not a curated record